Molecule: messenger RNA, 6181 nt
Organism: Carassius gibelio (silver crucian carp)
Lineage: Eukaryota; Metazoa; Chordata; Actinopteri; Cypriniformes; Cyprinidae
Product: kinase non-catalytic C-lobe domain-containing protein 1
Exons: 31
Coding region: 224-5353 (1709 amino acids)
Biological process (GO): small GTPase-mediated signal transduction
Molecular function (GO): guanyl-nucleotide exchange factor activity
Source: RefSeq, a predicted model, not a curated record
GCUGCUGAAGACGCUCGCGCCUCGCGUAGUAAUCGCGUCGUUACUAUGGCAGCAGAGUUGGUAAACUCCCCGGUUGCCAUCGGUUAUCGAUCCGCGGAAGAAUCGCCGGCGCGUGACUGAUCUGAGCGAGUCCUUCGGCGUGACGCGACGCGGUGCGCGCGUUACCGGGAGAGCGCGAGAGGACCCGAGGCUCCAGCUGCUCCGGGAUCGAUCGGGACGCGUUAUGGGGACGCUCGGGAGCGCCGCAGCCGUCCUGGAUGAGGAAGAGGAAGAGGAAGAGGAGAAGAAGCGCGGAGCUGAGCGUCUCCCUCCUCUGCUCGAGGACGAGGAGAACGUGUCUCUGGCUGAUAUUCUGUGUCUGCGGGAAGGUGGGCUGUCGGAGCAGGAGUUGUGGGCGGUGUGUGUGGAGUGUGUUUGUUCUCUCCAGAGCAUCGGCCUCUCGCCGCUCUUUCACACCCUCUGUGUUACGCCCGACACGCUGGCCUUCAACGCUCACGGUAAUGUGUGCUUCAUGGAGCAGCUCAACGAUGAUCCUGACGGCUGUUUUGUUCCUCCAGAGUUUGAUAAGACUGGAAGCACAUUUGAGGGUCACAUGUUCUCGUUAGGCUCCACCCUGUGGGCGGCGCUGGACUCUGUGUCGGAGGCGGAGCUUCAGGUGGAGUUGAGUGAAGAGAGCAGGUGUUUGCUGAAGCAGAUGCAGCGAGAGAAACCUGAGGAUCGACCACCAAUCCAGGAUCUUGUCUCUCAGGCCGAGGCUGUCCUCGGUGACGUCUCGUCUGCAGUCAUCUGCCGAAAACUGUCUUCCAUCGGCCGAAGAGUCCUGUCCAUCGAGUCCAUCGCUGCUCUGCAAGAUGGAUGGGAGAAAUCCAGUUUCCAGUUUCUGGAUCUCCGAGCCUCGAGAUCGAACUCCAUGGAGCAUCCCGCCGGAGACCGGACCAUGAAGAGAAACUACUCGUCUGAUUCAUACGACGGUGAGGAGCUGCUGCUGAGACGCAGAGGUCUGGUCUGGUCCGGAGGUUCGGCCGAGCUCUCUCCAGACAGCAGGUCUCAGAACAGUUCUCCGGUGCACAGGAGGAGUCAGGAGAGGAGGCCGGGGAGAGCCAGGAGAGCCCUGAACCGCUCCUGCUCCGUCCCGGACUCCAACAACCCCCCGGCGCUCUCUCCUCCGUCCCACACGCCCAUCAGCAUGAUGAUGGCUGACCUGUCCGAGAUCACGGAGGAGGAGGGCUGGAGCGGGAGCCUGCGGAGGACCAAACCCAGGGAUUCAGACUCGGAGGGAGCGUGUGAGACGGAUCAGACUGAAGCUGCAGGAGCUCGAAGCCCCCCGUCAUCUGAACACGGAGACACAGAAGUGCACAGCUCCAACAUCGUCAACAAAUCUGUGUUGUGCCUGAAAGAGGAAUCUCAGAAUCAGUGGAUCUCUUUGCGAGAUCUUCUCUCGCUCUCUUCUCAGCCGUUCUCAGUCAGUGAGCUCUGGGCUUUAUGCUUCACGUGUCUCUCGACGCUACAGACCUACAUCGACCUCCCAGACUACCUGUGUCUGGACUCUGUGUAUGUGGGCUGUGAAGGAGAGAUGCUGUUUCUGAGACCUAAAAACUCAGCCUCCUGUGAUGCAUUUUUUCUGGCUCCUGAGUUUCAAGAACAUGGAAUUGUGACAGAAAAGGCGUGUGUGUAUGGGGUCGCAGCUGUUCUCUGGGCUACGGCCAAGUUUCAUUUGUCUCCCGAUCAAAAGCUGGCCAUGCCGAGAAAACUCAAGAGGCUUCUGCUUGAGAUGGCCAAAAGAACUCCAAUCGAAAGACCUUCUAUUGAAAUGGCGAAAAAGUCGUGCCGUGAUUUCCUCUCCCGCCAGGGAACGAAUGCAGAGAGCGUGUGGACACAGAUCAUCAUCCGUGUUCAUCAGGCAUUCGAUGGGAAUAGAGAUACAGAGGAAUGGUCUUCUCCUGAGUGUGCUGAAAACCCAUCUGACCCACACUUGGGAGAAGUUAAGACAGGUUUUGUCCCGUUGUCCAGCGAGGGCAGAUUGGAGCCUGUAGCUGGUCCAGUUCCCCAUCAUUACCCAGAAUCCUCCACCAGCGUCAGACUGCCCGAGGCAUUCACUUCUCCUGCCACACACUUCAGCCCCAUAAUCCUGACUCAUCACCCGCAGUCUGAGCUUGGACGCUCUGAUGAGGACAUCACGGAUGAAAGGAUCCUGCGAGCACCAGAUGAACAGGAAGAGAGCGCCGCUGAGGAUGAUGGGACGGGGGGAGUUUUCUCUGCCAGUUAUUCAUCCUCAUCCAGUUGUAAGACUCUUGUGAACUCUUCGCCUCCAGCAACUCUUCAAAUAACCAAUCCAGAAACAGACGACCAGCCAAACUUCCCCGUCUUGUCUUGUGCUAAUGGGAUUUGUAACAACUUCCUGCUACAGCAAGACCCUCAAACAGGACGUCUAACCUUACUUCCUGUUCAGAUCACCGUGCUUCAGCCAAUCACAGGCUCAGAACCAGUAAAGCUUUCAGAGGACAGUGUGAGGCCUGAAAGCGUCUGUGUGACCCCCAGAGACUCGUCAGUGUCUCCUGAGAGUCCGGUGGCUGAUAUCAGAGUCCAGCCGAACGCUGCGCCUCGCUGUAUGAACCCCAGCUCCUGCUCACCUCAGAGAUGCUCGUCUCUGGAGCACGUCAUGGAGCUGCUCACUGAAGAGUUUGCUUUGGAUGGAGUUAAAGAUCUGGCUAUGGGAAAAUACAUCAUCUCUUUAAAAAGCCUCCAGUUUGAGACGUUUUGUCGAGCGAUAACAGAGAAGUUCAGUGAUGUGCACUGGGAUCAGAAGCAGCUGUGUGACCUUCACCGUCUGAUCAAACAGCACUCGAGCGGAUCUUUACACGCUUUAUCAUCUGACAGUGUCUCUGAUGAACAGUCCUCCUCAGAGGCAGUGAAAAGGGCAGCAGCGUCGCUCCAGAUCACCAGACAGAGCUUGACCGGCGAGGAAAACGCUCAUCCUGACCACAAUGCAAACCUCUGGCCCUCAGAUCGACCCGCGACCGAGGAAAACCAGCUGAACCAGAUCAUGAAGGAACCGGAGUGCAAACCAAAUGAGCUUAAAUACAGAGAAACCGCAGAUGGACGAAACCUAGAGCAGACGGGAUCUGAGACCAGGACCGCAUGCUGGAGACGAGACACACAGGAAAUGACAUCAGAGGAUGACAACAAAGAGCUGUCUGAGCUGAUGCAGUGUGGUGCUCCUCCUGAUGGUGGCGCUGGUGAGUGUGUGUGUGACGCUGAAGCGCUGGAGGACAGCGGCGGUGCUCGGAUCACUCCCGACAGCUCGGAGCUGGACAUGGACGACUGUGACUCUCUGAUCUCCGAGCGGAUGCUCUCGGUCUGCAGCGGCCCUCAGCGGGCCCCGUGCGGCUCCUGGGCUCUGGCUCUGUACGGGGACCAGUGCUUCAGUCCAGACGUGCUGGAGUACACACAGAAGCUCAGCAGUCACAGCCAAGCUCCCACGCUGGAGGACAAGUCUCAGGACCCACAUUUCAUGCAGCCAGAAUUUCUCCAGGAGCUGCACCAGCAGCUGAUUAUUGAGAGCAGAAAUCUGAAAAAGAGCAGAACUUUCUACCACAAGCUGAUACAGCAAGAGAGGAAAAAUAAAGGUUCAGACAUGAAGGUGAUGGUAUCUAAAGUCAAGCAGCAGUUUGACGAGCUCAGAGCCAAAGUUGAGUUUCUGCAGUCUGUUAAGAAAUAUCUCCAGGUGUUGUCUGUGGAUCAGUGGGGUUUAGAGCUCUCUCUGCUGCCCUCUCUGGUUGUGUGUGGGGAUGCACCUCUGGAGCUGCAGCACUCAGAUGAUCCUGCGCUUCUGCACUUUCUGUGUGAGCAGCGUCGGGGAAAAGGCUGCCCUCUAGUGGCCGCAACCGCCAGAGGCCUCAUGGCCUACCUGUACGCCAGGAACGCUCAUGCCGACGGAUUUGUUCAACAGUUUUUCUACACGUAUCGCUACUUCUGCACCCCGGAGGAGCUUCUGAGGUUUCUAAUGGACAAAUUAAACAGUUCACUGGGAGCAAAUGAAGAUCCCUCAUCAGACACAGCCAAAGUCUAUCAGCGCACUCUGGAUCUGUUACACUUCUGGAUUGAAGACGCACAGUUAGUGGACUUCAGCUCCAGCUCCAGCCUCCUGCAGACGCUGGACGCUUUCCUGACCGCUGAGGUCGCACCGGUUGAAAGUCGAGGAGCAGGUUUGCUGGCGACGCUCCAGGCCUCACCCAUGAAGAGGCGCAUCUGUGUCCCGUCGUGUGCGCUCGACGCCUCCAUCAGCAGCCCAGAAGAUGAGGAGAAGCUCUCAGUGAACUCAUCCAUCGAAGACGCUGCUCGAAAGAGCUUCCAGUGGCGUGUGUCUCGUGUGGUGGAGCCUCAGACGGUCCAGUGUAAAGAGAAAGUGUUCUCCAUCGCCGCGGCUCUUCCACGGCCGUGUUACACCUCUCUGAUGAACAACAGCAGUCUGAGAUCAGACGAGAGACGUCCCUUCAGUCAGAGCGAACACACACCGCUGCACAUCGCACAGCAGCUCACUUUACUGGAGCAGGAAAUAUUUCAUGACUGUCACCCGGUUCACUUUCUGAACUCAAGAGCUCACGGAGUGACGGAAAACUCUGGAAACAUUUCCAGGUGUGUGUCUCCAUCCUCCUCGCCUCUAGAGGGCAGCGGUCUGUUGGUCAGUGAGGUGUCGGGGCCCUGGGGCCCUCUGCAGAGGCUCCUCACACACGCACACUGUGUCUCUAACUGGGUUUCUGCUGAACUGGUCACCUGCGACUCGGUCAAGGCACAGGCGGCUUUACUCGCUCGCUUUCUGUCCAUCGGCAAGUUCUGCUACGAGACGAGAAACUUCUCCACAGCUCUGCAGAUCCUGUCGGGGCUGGAGAAUGUGAUUGUGAGGCAGUUACCGGCGUGGAAGCAGCUCUCGCUCAAGAUGUGUGAGACUCUCGAGGAGCUCAGGGCCGUGCAGGUCUUUCUGAAGAGUGAUAAUCUGUGUCUGAUGGAGGGAGAGAAGGACAGACGGCGUCCCACUCUCCCAGACGCCCUGAUCCUGGCCAUCCACAUCCAGCAGCUGGAGAUCGGAGCGUUCACCGUGACCAGCGGCGCAUACAAGUGGCCCAAACUGAGGAACAUUGCGCGUGUGGUCAGUCAGAUCCAGGCGUUUCAGGAGCGUCUCUAUUCCUAUCCUCCGGACCUGGAGCUGCAGGCGUACCUGCGUGGACGACUCGCACGCUUCGGCAGGAGUGACAUCUCGCUCCUCGCCUCCGACAACCACAUCAACUUCAGCCAGAUGCCCGCCGCUCGCCGGAUCCACGACACGCUGCGCCGCGUCAAAGCCUCUUUCCAGUGACCCGAACAGAUGUGGAUCACCGCUGGAAGACAGACAUCUCCAUUAGAGCUGAGGACAGAUGAAGAUGUGUGAAGAAUACUGUGUGAAAAAAGCACAGGUGAAUUUCCUGUUUUUAAGAUGUGGAGGUGUUUUUCAUCUUUAACUUCUGUUUCAGCCUCAUGGAUGGUUUCCUUCAAUGAAGCAAAGACUUUUAGCUUUGUGUUUAUGUUUUUUCGGACGGCUACACGACCAAAUAUUACAGUAUGGAUGUUUAUAGACUUGUAAUUAGAUAAUGAUUGAGAAAUUAUUAAUGCAUUUUAGAUAAGAUUCAACCGUGAGAAGCUUGAAAUAAUGCAUUGUUAUAACUGAAAUUAUUCUACUUUUAAAAAUAGAGUAAACAUGAUAUAUUUCUAUACAAAUAGACGUACUUCUGCAUAACUUUUAACAUAAUUAAUGCAUUGCAUUUUGCUGUUUUGUAGUGCACUUUACAUUGGGACACAUAUAUUUCACUGCAUGUUUUAAAGCUCAGGAACGCGUCUUUUGCAAUUGCGUUAUCAGUAAGAUUUCCCUUCUUCUUGAAGUUCAGUUGUUUCAAACUUGUAUGAGUUUCUUUCUUGUGUUGAAAGCAGAAGAUAUUUGGAUGAAUCCUGGGAACCGAACAGUUUUUGGUCCCCAGAAAGCAAAAAAAAGUUUAGUUUUUCAGGUUUCAGUCUUUAUAAUAAUGCUUUAGAUUUGAAGAAAACCAGUUAAUCUACAUGCUUUACGUCUGCAGGAUUGCAAACUUGUUUAGGUGUUAAUAGCCCAUUAAUCAGGAUUAGACCUAAUAAAUUGCAUCGUAUUGACUGAAAA